Penaeus indicus is the source of this 1584-nucleotide messenger RNA. RefSeq lists its product as uncharacterized. The record is from RefSeq and is a predicted model, not a curated record. Lineage: Eukaryota; Metazoa; Arthropoda; Malacostraca; Decapoda; Penaeidae. The transcript has 5 exons. Bases 249 to 710 code for a protein of 153 amino acids.
UUAUUAUCAAUGGAGUCAAGGGCGGUGGAGGACGCGACGUGAAGAUAAGAUAACUUUUCUCCCUGAUUUCACCUUUAAUUCGGUUAUAUGAUGAGCUUUUCUUCACCUGUUUGUGGGCAAGAAAGUGCGUGUGGGUUCCAAAAGCGGCUGCAGAAGAGCGAUAAGGAGAUAUUACUACUUUUGAGAUAAGCUUCAUUGAUCUAUCUUCAUUUCGUUUUACAUUUUUAAAGCAAAAUUAGACCACAACCAUGCGACGGUGGCUGGCACUGGUGGCUCUCCUAGCUAUUGCAGUUGGACCGUCAACAUGUUUUCAACCGCGGAGGAUCAUGUUUGCUCGCUGUUCGGCAGAGGAAAAGAUGCCUAGAGCUGUGUUCAUGUCGUGUGCAAACAGACGUGGUAUUUGUGAAGUCAGGGUAGGAAGUACACAUAAUCUUCGAGCCAUCUUUAUACCAGAUUAUAAUUCCACGGACGUUGACUCCCAUGUGAGGUGGAACUCCUGGUUUGAGGUCCCUCUGCCAGGCCAAUCUCGUGAUGCGUGUGAUGGAGCGAUUGACUGUCCCGUCGUAGCAGGGGAAGUCACCCGUUUCACUUACGUUCUUGAUAUCCAGGAAUUCUGGCCGAGGAAUGAGUAUCCAGUGAUUUGGACACUCACAGACAGAGCAACAGAUGAAAUCCUGGUGUGCUUCAAGUUCAAAAUCAAUAUUGUAUAGCCAGGUUCGGGAACCUCAAAAAAGUCUAAGGGAUCCAGUAUCCACAGGGUAGUACUGUGAAGGCCCAGGGUAAUAACUUUUUUAAUUAUCAACAAGACUAUGUUAAGUAUAUCAUAGGAUGCUCAGUAUCAAGAUAUCACCCUUCCCAUUUAGAUGUAGACACCCACUGGAGUUCAUAUUUUUGAAAACUCAGCUGGUAGUUGCAUAACACAAAAUGCCUAUGUUAACAAUGGAAAGGAAUGACGAAGUCGCUAGAUUCCACAAGCCACUCAAGGUUAUCACAGCUUUUGUACAUGUUAGAGGCCUCCAAAGGUCUGUCAUAAUGUAUCAAACGUAGACAAUAUCCAUUACCUGAAGAAAUGUGUUUUUAGUGAUGGUGUAAUCCCAAAGCUAAGUAAGAAUGUAGUGUCACUGUCAAAUAGAGCCAAGUAAAUUAACCAAUGAUUAAGGGAAGGUUUACUACCUAAGCUUCUAUCUCAUUGUUACACAAGCUAUGUAAACACUCCAAGGAGCAUAGCACAUUUCCUUAUUAUAUCAAGAGCUGUAUUCAGAUUUGUUGUAAAAUCACCAUUAAAUAAAUGCUCGAGCACUCUCUUCUCUACGUUAUAUGUGUUAGGAUGAGAGCUGUCAGUCUCACUGAAAGGGACCAGGUCCUGCCACUGCAAAGUACCUUCUGCAGAAAUGUACCUCAUCUGACGACCCUCCAAGCCCCGCCCAACCCCUCCAAAAAGAAAAAAAACAUGUAAGAGAAAACAAAAUAUCCUAUAUCUUUCAUGAUCACUUUUUCACUUUUUAGAUUUUUCACUCUUGGUUGUAUAAAGAAAAAUAUUAUAAUUUUUGUCAAGGAAUCUUUUAAUAAACUAAAAGAAAUUUG